UCAGUCGCUGCAUGUGAGGACACACCUGGCACUGCUGAUCAUUGUCAAAUCCAAAGAGUUUCUGAGAAAAUGGAAAUUACAUGACAACUUUAAAUAAUCUGAGUUGGGGGCAUGGCAUCGGUACAUAGUACAUGGCAAGCCGUUUCGACAUUAAUUCCUUAAAACGUACUAGUAUCUGGAAGAACGAGUUGGCUGAAGUCUCGGUGGGCCAAAUGAUAUGUUUGUUUCUCGUCUUGUAAAACUCAUCAAACUUGUGUUUAUGUUUGUGAGCGCGUGAUCGGUGCUGAUUCGUCGCGCGUGGUGGUUUCGUUUUGCUCGAGCGCAAUGCAAGAUACUUCAUCCAUAUACUUUCCUUUAUUUUCCAGUACUGCAUAUGUGGCAGUGUGGAAUGCAGAGCCGAGCUCACAUGAAUGGAUCACGGAGACGGUCACCAUUUGAAAACCUAAACACCGAGAAUGACGUUGAUCCCGAUCGAUUAAUAUAAAGCUCGUAAGAAGUAAUGCAGGCCGUCGGAGAGAUGGAAAACAACAAGCCAAGCGACCAUGACAUUAUGGUGUUGACACAACAGCAGUCCGCUGUGACCCCGAAUGAAAACGGGGUCAUGAUGGUGAUUAACCACAGCAAAGUGCAUCCACCCUUCAGCGUGCUGUGGACAACCGUGCUGUACUGCGCGGAGUUCAUCUGCGCCUCUCUGCUCUGUAGCAUGUAUCAGAAGAGUGGAGACUCGGUGUGGAUGGGCCUGACUAUUACAUUCAUACUGGUGCCGUCGGUGCUGACACAGCUCACUCUGACGUUCGUGCACCGGGACUUGGGGAGAGACCGACCCCUUAUGCUCUUCAUGCAUCUGCUGCAGAUGGGCCCCAUUAUAAGGUGCAUUGAAGCUCUGAUUGUUUACUGUCAGGCUGGUAGAAAGGAGGAGCCGUAUGUGACCAUUUCAAGAAAGAUCAAGCUAAAGCAUGGCAGAGGUUUAGGCCCAGCCUUAGAAUGGGAGAUCGGACACUCCGAACGCAAGCUAGCCAUCCACCGUAAUGCCUUCAAACGCACAGCUGUCAUCCAGGCCUUCCUAGGCUCCACACCUCAACUCACUCUACAGCUCUAUGCUACCAUUCAGGAAAAAUACAUCCUUCCCACACGACUGGCCCUGAUGAUCAUUUCCUUGAUAUCAAUCACAUAUGGAGCAUUAGUUUGCAGCGUGCUGGCCAUUCAAAUCAAGUAUGAUGACUACAAAGUGCGAAUGAAACCUGCUGCCUACCUGUGCAUGAUCCUCUGGCGAGGGUUAGAGAUUGCCACACGGAUCACCACCCUGGUGCUCUUCAGCACAGCCUUCACAUACUGGGUGGUACUGGUGGGCUUGAUAAACCUGUUCAUCUUCUUCUUCCAACCAUGGGUCGAAUUCUGGGUCAGGAGGGCAUCGUUGCCUGAGAACAUAGAGAAGAACUUCAGUAAACUGGGCACCACCGUGGUGCUCUGCAUGAUCACAUUCCUCUACGCAUGCAUCAAUAUUUUCUGUUGGUCGGCUGUACAGUUGGACCUGUCCGACCAUGACCUUCUGGAGAAGCAGCCUCGCUGGAGACGCUUGGCAAUCUACUACACCCUGCGGUUCAUGGAGAAUGUCACCCUCAUUGUCUUGUGGUACUACUCUAAGUCUGACUUCUACGAAUAUGUGUGCACGCCAGUGCUGGUGGUGCAACUCAUUGUGUGCUACAGCCUAGCUGUGCUCUUCAUGCUGCUCUUUCAUCAGUUCUGCCAUCCGUGCCGCAGACUCUUCCAUUACAACGUCGAGGACUGUCUACGUUGUGCGUGCUGCUGGAAGAGAAAGCGACCCCAGCCACCCAUGGACCACACAGUUGCUCUUGCCUCUCAGGACUACGAGCCUCCUGACCUCACUAGCCACCCAGCGGAUGGAGAAACAGAGAUUGUGAAUGAUAUUAUGGAGGCGGCUUAGAAGAGGUUUGCUGUUCAGCUACUGUAGCGCUGUAUGGGGCCAUGCUAGGCGUUUUUGCACAUAUCCAGACUCAGGAGUAUUACAGUAUAUUGAAGUGUAGCAUCAUAAUAGUGAUUAAGCACCAUAACAAUGUGAUACAUUGGUGUUGGGAGUGUAGCUCAUCAUUUAUUUAUGGUAGAGCGCUGAUCCUUUUCUGCUUGUUGGCUGUUGAAAACCAAAGAAUGUCCUCUGAGUUAUGCAGUAACAAUGCACAAUGGAAGCCUUCAGAAAAAAGCUGUAUGACCAGACCAGGUGUGUGGGAAAUGUGCCAAUGUGUCCAGCUCACAAGAGCUACGAAACUGGCAGGUUUUGGCACUGCUAUCUUCAGAGGAACCAUGAAUGAACAAGCCAAGAAGCCUCGAAAGUUUUCUUAAGUUUGCCUUAUUUUAACCUUGAAAUUUUGAAAGCCUUUAAUGUUAUUAAUUAUAUUGCAUUUGCCUUAAUAUUGUGACAUUUUGCAAUAGUGUGCCUAAAAAGACUAAUAUAGUAAACAGUGCUGUUACAUUUUCACUGCCAAAAGCGAUAUCUGUUGGUUUUGUUUUGCACAGGAAUGUUGUGUUUUGCCUGAGUUAUGUGCCUUUUUACUACUGACAUUCAUUCAAUUAAUAAAGAUGCUUUGAAUGUCAGACUCAUGCCUGAUUCUGAUUUUACAGAAUACUGAGCUCAUUAAAUUCAUAAUAUAAAUGUAUUCUGGUUAAUCCUGCAAAAAAACUGUCUGGGUCAUAUUUCAUCUCAAAAUAUUCUUACAUAAUGCCAUAAUGUGAAAAGCCUCAAUUUCAUUACUGUAAUGUGGGAAAAAACAUGAAUCUUGGUAGUAUUCAUGCUUAAACUUCAGGCACUGUGGACUUCUAAUAAGUAAAGCUUUGUUAAAACAUUUGUCACACUGCCACAAAUUAUUAAAAUGUAUCUACUAACAGUUUAUGUACAUGGCAAAAAAUUAAAAAAAUCUUUUGUGUUGCUAUAUUUAUGAAAGUUAUAGAAAUUCUUACCACAGUGUGAUUUCCAUCAUCUGUAUCCUUUUAAAUAGAAUUCUGCAGUGGUGAAUUAUGGUGAAUUACAAAAUGACAUUUUUAAUGUUUUGGAAAUAAAAUGGCCAACUCCUUUGUCUCGCUAAAGAUAUCGUUAAAAAUUAAUGUAUCAUAAUUAAACACUUCUAAAUAAUAUUUUCCCACUUUUUGCAUAAUUUGGAAAAAUUAUAGAUUGAUUGUAAAUGACGCCCAAUAGAAAUACUCUGCUCUACCUUGAAUUUACAAGUGAAAAAUCACUUGUCUCAUAUGUCCUCUCAAGCAAGAUUUUCACUGACACUUCUGUGAGACAGUUGUCAUUUCUAAAAGAUGUUUGUGCUUUAUGUAUAUUUCAGUAUUUGUUUAUUAUUGUAUCAUAAAUGAUCACAUUUUUAACCAUGAAAUCAUUUGUAUUUUUAUAAUGGAUUUUUAUAGUUUACUAAUCAAAUCUUUAUAUAAAAGGCAUUUGAAAGGAACCAAAAAUAAAAGAAGACAUGGUAAAAAGUUUCCUAGUCAGUUUUAAUGAGCCUUCAUAAAUGACAAAAAUUAAAGAGUUGGAAUCUGUCUGUUUAAAUAAAAGUUGAAGAAACACAUUUCUACAUCAUGGUAGUCUACAGUAUUUGUUGUACAGGCUACCCUCUGCAUUUAUGCUCCUAUUCAAAAUAAAAAUUAAUUGUAUUAUUGGAAUAUUUUCUGUCAUACAGUAAAGAAAAUGUAUUACAAUAAUGAGAAACAAUCUGACAAUUGAAAAAAAAUAAAUAAAUAAUUAAAACCAUUAAAGUUGGUGAGCGUUUACAUUUCAUAACCUCGUGCAAUGGCCGAACCCAUUGUUUCCCGUCAAGCGUGUAUGAAGACCCGUCUAGUUUUAUAGCCAUAUUAACCCAGCUGUGAUAGUUUAUUCUCGGGAGUUUCCAUUAUGC
This is a messenger RNA of Xyrauchen texanus (razorback sucker), 3908 nucleotides long. It is a transcript of the gene xkrx, whose product is annotated as XK related X-linked. Gene Ontology annotation, cellular component: membrane. The coding region runs from base 500 to 1945 and encodes 481 amino acids. The transcript has 3 exons. The record is from RefSeq and is a predicted model, not a curated record. NCBI's taxonomy places the organism in Eukaryota, Metazoa, Chordata, Actinopteri, Cypriniformes, Catostomidae.